Molecule: messenger RNA, 1452 nt
Organism: Arachis duranensis
Lineage: Eukaryota; Viridiplantae; Streptophyta; Magnoliopsida; Fabales; Fabaceae
Product: GDSL esterase/lipase At1g74460
Exons: 3
Coding region: 16-1197 (393 amino acids)
Molecular function (GO): hydrolase activity, acting on ester bonds
Source: RefSeq, a predicted model, not a curated record
UUGCAGUAGGUUUGAAUGAGUAGUAAUAUAGUUGCAGUUGGUUUAUCCAACAAUCUGGCAGUGGACGUCAUCAUCAUCAUGUUCAUAUAUAUUGAAAAGGUCCUAACUAAGCAUGCAACAUUUGUGAGAGAGAGAAAGAUGAAGAAUAAGUUGGUGGUGGCAGCGGUGGGUGUGAUAGUAGUAGCAGCAAGCCUAGUGUUAGAAGGAUGCGAGUGCAGGACAGUGCAAUUCAUAUUUGGGGACUCACUGUCGGAUGUUGGAAACAACAAGUACCUGUCCAAGAGCCUCGCUCAGGCUAGCUUGCCGUGGUACGGCAUUGAUUUCGGAAACGGGCUCCCGAAUGGCAGGUUCUCCAAUGGGCGCACUGUUGCCGAUAUCAUUGGGGAUCAAAUGGGCCUUCCAAGGCCUCCUCCUUUCUUGGACCCAUCCUUGACUGAAGAUGAUAUUUUGCACAAUGGCCUCAAUUAUGCUUCUGGAGGGGGCGGCAUUUUGAAUGACACAGGCACCUAUUUUAUUCAGAGGUUCUCUCUCUACAAACAAAUUGAGCUGUUCGAGGGGACACAAGAACUAAUAAGAGAGAAAAUCGGGAAAGAGGAGGCAGACAAGUUUUUCAAGGAAGCAAGGUAUGUGGUUGCACUGGGCAGCAAUGACUUCAUAAACAACUACUUGAUGCCCGUAUACAGGGACUCAUGGACUUACAAUGAUGACACCUUCAUACAAUACCUGAUACAAACACUGAGAGCCCAACUCACGGCUCUGCACGCAUUGGGUGCAAGGCAGCUGAUGGUCUUUGGGCUGGGCCCAAUGGGCUGCAUCCCCCUUCAGAGGGUGCUUUCGUCCUCCGCCUCCGGGGGCUGCCAACACAGAACCAACACCCUGGCCCUUAGCUUCAACAAAGCUGCAGCCAAAUUGAUGGACGACUUGGGGAAACAACUUGCCAAUUCAAGCUUCAGAUUUGGAGAUGCUUACGAUGUUGUCAGCGAUGUCAUUUCCAACCCAAACAAGUAUGGUUUUGAAAACUCAGAUUCACCUUGUUGCUCAUUUGGGAGGAUACGACCCGCUCUCACCUGUUUACCAGCUUCAAGGCUCUGCAAAGACAGAAGCAAGUACGUAUUCUGGGAUGAGUACCACCCCACAGACAGUGCUAACCAGCUCAUAGCCAAUGAGCUUAUCAACAACUUCAACAAAGAUGACUAACUGUAAGAGAAACAGCUUAUCGCAUUAGGAAUCAGCUUUAAUUACUGCAACGUGGAUCUCUUUGAUAUGAUUGAUUGAGUAAAGGUCCAGAAAUAGAUGUCUAAAUCAGGAUCGAGGUUUUGUUACUGCCUUACGGGUGUAUUAUUGUGUGCUCAUCUAAUAUUAUGUAUUUGGCAAAGACGUUGGGAGGAGAGAAGCACGUUUGAGCUUCUUGAAAACUUCACUUUUAUGUUUAAUUAUUUUUAUCUUCCUAAA